UCUUCAUUUCCUUCCAACUCCGGCGAUCCUGAAAGCAAAGCUCGAGCCAUCUACGGACCGACAGGAUGAGCGACAGCCCUUGCCUGAGUCCUCCAGCACCAAGCCAGGGUCCUACUACCCCACGCAAGGGGCCCCCCAAGUUCAAGCAGAGGCAGACGCGACAGUUCAAGAGCAAGCCUCCCAAGAAAGGGGUGAAAGGGUUUGGAGAUGACAUCCCAGGCAUGGAGGGGCUAGGAACAGAUAUCACCGUGAUCUGCCCCUGGGAAGCAUUCAGCCACCUGGAACUGCACGAGCUGGCUCAGUUCGGGAUCAUCUGAGGAGUCGCGGCUUGGCUGCUCUCGGGAGCAUCUGCUGCUCUUGAGUGCCUUGAUUUUGCCCAGUUGGUCUCUCUGAGUCUUGAAAUCCAGUAUUUGGGAGGAAUUUCCUUGCAUUCCCAUGAGUUUCCGUCGUGUUCUUUCCUGCAUGGUAGCUCACCUUCGAUGGUGAAUAAAGCGGCACUUUUGUUGGGGGGGGUCCCUCAACUUUACGCCU
This is a messenger RNA of Rattus rattus (black rat), 531 nucleotides long. It is a transcript of the gene Pde6h, whose product is annotated as phosphodiesterase 6H. Gene Ontology annotation, cellular component: photoreceptor outer segment membrane. The transcript has 3 exons. The record is from RefSeq and is a predicted model, not a curated record. Gene Ontology annotation, biological process: positive regulation of G protein-coupled receptor signaling pathway; positive regulation of epidermal growth factor receptor signaling pathway; visual perception. NCBI's taxonomy places the organism in Eukaryota, Metazoa, Chordata, Mammalia, Rodentia, Muridae. Bases 66 to 317 code for a protein of 83 amino acids. Gene Ontology annotation, molecular function: 3',5'-cyclic-nucleotide phosphodiesterase activity; cGMP binding.